This is a messenger RNA of Anopheles marshallii, 1206 nucleotides long. RefSeq names its product NADH dehydrogenase [ubiquinone] 1 alpha subcomplex subunit 9, mitochondrial (gene ND-39). The record is from RefSeq and is a predicted model, not a curated record. The transcript has 3 exons. The coding region runs from base 1 to 1206 and encodes 401 amino acids. Lineage: Eukaryota; Metazoa; Arthropoda; Insecta; Diptera; Culicidae. Gene Ontology annotation, cellular component: mitochondrion. Gene Ontology annotation, molecular function: protein-containing complex binding.
AUGGCAUCUCUAAUCCUCGUAAAUGGGGUGCAGUUGGCAAAACAACAAACCGGGCUGUUGGGUAUCGUGUGCCUGAAGGCAAACUACAGCAGCGAUGCACCGCACAAGCUGAAAACCACCAACCUGGCAGCAUUGAAGCGUGGUACCGGUGGCCGUUCGAGUUUCAACGGGAUCGUAGCGACGGUGUUUGGCAGCACCGGGUUCCUGGGUCGCUACGUGUGCAACAAGCUGGGCAAAAUUGGCAGUCAGGUCAUUAUCCCGUAUCGUGCCGAUCACUACGAAGCGUUGCGCCUCAAGCUGGUCGGUGAUCUCGGCCAGGUGCUGUUCCAUCCGUACAAUCUGCGGGAUGAGGAAGCGAUUUACAAGGCGGUUAAACACUCGAACGUUGUGAUCAAUUUGGUGGGUCGCGACUGGGAGACGAAGAACUUUACCUUUAAGGAUGUGCACGUGGACGGUGCGCGUCGGUUGGCUCGCAUUGCGCGCCAAGCUGGUGUGGAGAAGUUCGUUCACGUUUCCAGCUUGAAUGCAACGCCUCAUCCGCAACCGUUCUUCACGAAGGAAGGUAGUAAAUUCCUGCAGAGCAAGUACUACGGUGAGCUGGCGGUGCGUGAAGAAUUCCCCGAGGCGAUCGUUUUCCGUCCGUCGGACAUCUACGGGCAGGAGGAUCGGUUCCUGCGCUACUAUGCGCACAUCUGGCGCCGACAGUUCCGUGCCAUGCCGCUGUGGUACAAGGGUGAACGCACCAUCAAGCAGCCGGUGUACUGUUCGGAUUUGGCGCAGGGUAUUGUGAAUGCGAUCAAGGAUCCGGACAGCCAGGGCCAGACGUAUCAGGCGGUCGGUCCGCGUCGGUACAAAUUGUCGGCGCUGGUCGACUGGUUCCAUCAGGUGAUGCGCAAGGACGAGAAAUGGUGGGGCUAUUAUCGGUACGAUCUGCGCUACGAUCCGACGUUCCGCGUGAAGGUGCUGCUGACGGAAAUGCUGACGCCAUCGUUCCCGAUCGGUGAUGUGCACACGGAGCGUGUCGAGCGCGAGUACGUUAACGACGAGGUGCAGAAAGGUGUACCGACGCUGGAAGAUUUGGGCGUCAACUUGACGUACAUGGAAGACCAGGUCCCAUGGGAGCUGAGACCGUUCCGUGCAGCCCUGUACUACGAUGCUGAGCUAGAUGAAUUCGAAAAACCAACACCACCACAGUACAUCCAGUAG